Molecule: messenger RNA, 5443 nt
Organism: Suncus etruscus (white-toothed pygmy shrew)
Lineage: Eukaryota; Metazoa; Chordata; Mammalia; Eulipotyphla; Soricidae
Gene: BAZ1A
Product: bromodomain adjacent to zinc finger domain 1A
Biological process (GO): chromatin remodeling
Molecular function (GO): protein binding
Source: RefSeq, a predicted model, not a curated record
AUGCCGCUGCUGCACCGAAAGCCGUUCGAGCGCCGGGCGCCGCCGGCCGACCUGCGGCCCGAAGAGGAAGUUUUCUACUGUCGAGUCACCCGCGAGAUCUUCCGCCGCUACGAUGACUUUUUUGAACGAACCAUACUGUGCAACAGUCUUGUGUGGAGUUGUGCCGUGACGGGUAGACCUGGACUGACUUAUCAGGAAGCACUUGAGUCAGAAAAAAAAGCAAGACAGAAUCUUCAGAGUUUUCCAGAACCACUAAUUAUUCCAGUUUUAUACUUGACCAACCUUACCCAUCGUUCACGCUUGCAUGAAAUUUGUGAUGAUAUUUUUGCAUAUAUCAAGGACCGAUAUUUUGUUGAAGAAAUUGUGGAAGUCAUUAGGAACAAUGGUGCAAGGUUACAGUGUAGGAUUUUGGAAGUCCUUCCUCCAUCACAUCAAAAUGGUUUUGCUAAUGGACAUGCCAGCAGUACAGAUGGAGAAACUAUUAUUAUAAGUGAUAGUGAUGAUUCAGAAACACAAAGCAGUUCUUUUCAAAAUGGGAAGAAAAAAGAUGCACUUGAUCCUUUAUUAUUCAAGUACAAGGUACAACCCACUAAAAAAGAAUUAUAUGAAUGUGCUGUCGUUAAAGCAACACAAAUAAGCCGGAGAAAACACCUAUUUUCCCGUGAUAAACUAAAACUUUUUCUGAAACAACACUGUGAACCACAAGAUGGAGUUAUUAAAAUUAAGGCAUCAUCUCUUUCAACAUACAAAAUAGCAGAACAAGAUUUUUCUUAUUUUUUCCCUGAUGAUCCACCUACGUUUAUCUUCAGUCCUGCCAACAGAAGAAGAGGGAGACCUCCCAAACGAAUGUCCAUUAGUCAGGAUGACAACAUUAUUAAUAAACAGACUAUUACAGGCUAUAGGAACAAAAUUACUAAGGAAAGAGACAAACUUUUAAAACAAGAAGAAAUGAAGUCAAUAGCUUUUGAAAAGGCUAAAUUAAAAAGAGAAAAAGCAGAUGCACUAGAAGCAAAGAAAAAAGAAAAGGAAGACAAAGAGAAGAAGAAAGAAGAGUUGAAGAAAAUUGUUGAAGAAGAAAGACUGAAGAAGAAAGAAGAAAAAGAGAGGCUUAAAAUAGAAAGAGAAAAGGAAAGAGAGAAAUUACGAGAAGAAAAGCGAAAAUAUAUGGAAUACUUAAAACAGUGGAGUAAACCUCGAGAAGAUAUGGAAUGUGAUGAUCUUAAGGAACUUCCAGAACCAACUCCAGUGAAAACUAGACUACCUCCUGAAAUCUUUGGUGAUGCCCUGAUGGUUUUAGAGUUCCUUAAUGCAUUUGGAGAACUUUUUGAUCUUCAAGAUGAGUUUCCUGAGGGAGUAACCCUAGAAGUAUUAGAGGAAGCUCUUGUAGGAAAUGACAGUGAAGGCCCACUAUGUGAAUUGCUUUUUUUCUUCCUGACUGCCAUCUUCCAGGCGAUAGCUGAAGAAGAAGAAGAGGUAGCCAAAGAGCAAAUAGCUGAUGCUGGUACCAAAGAUUUAACAGAGGCUUUGGAUGAAGAUGCAGACCCCACAAAAUCUGCACUGUCUGCAGUUGCAUCUUUGGCAGCUGCAUGGCCACAGUUACAUCAGGGCUGCAGUUUGAAAAGCUUGGAUCUUGAUAGCUGCACUCUUUCUGAAAUCCUCAGACUACACAUCUUAGCUUCAGGUGCUGAUGUAACAUCAGCAAAUGCAAAGUACAGAUAUCAAAAACGAGGAGGCUUUGAUGCUACAGAUGAUGCUUGUAUGGAACUUCGUUUGAGUAAUCCUAGCCUUGUGAAGAAACUGUCAAGCACUUCAGUGUAUGACUUGACACCAGGGAAAAAAAUGAAGAUACUUCAUGCCCUUUGUGGGAAACUACUGACCCUAGUUUCUACUCGGGAUUUCAUUGAAGAUUAUGUUGAUAUAUUAAGGCAAGCAAAGCAGGAAUUUAGAGAGUUAAAAGCAGAACAACAUAGAAAAGAAAGGGAAGAAGCAGCUGCUAGAAUUCGUAAAAGAAAGGAAGAAAAACUUAAGGAGCAAGAACAGAAAAUGAAAGAGAAACAAGAAAAACUAAAGGAAGAUGAGCAAAGAAUUUCAGCUGCAGAUAUAUCUGUUGGGGAAGAAGAAAGGGAAGAUUUUGAUACUAGCACUGAGAGCAAAGAAAUAGAACAAAAGGAACUUGAUCAAGAUACAGUGACUGAGGAUGAAGAUGAUCCAGGAUCACAAAGAGGAAGAAGGGGGAAACGGGAACAAAAUGGAUUUAAGGAAUUUACAAGGCAAGAAGUCAGUUGUGUCACAAGAGGAACUAUCACUGCUGACGAGGAAGACUCUUCAAAGCAGGAACACCAACAGAAAGAGAAAGAACUCCUAGAAAAAAUUCAAAGUGCCAUAGCAUGUACCAAUAUCUUUCCUUUGGGCCGUGACCGUCUGUAUAGGCGAUACUGGAUUUUCCCUUCUAUUCCUGGAUUGUUUAUUGAAGAGGAUUACUCAGGUCUCACUGAAGACAUGUUGUUGCCUAGACCUUCAUCAUUUCAGAAUAAUGCACAGUCUCUAGAUCCUCAGGUAUCUACCAAAGCUGAUGAGUCUUUAAAGUCGGAAUCUACCUCCAUCAUUGACCAAGGUCCCUGUGAUGAUUCUCUGCAGCUGCCAAAACCAGUGCAUAAGCCAAAUCGGUGGUGCUUUUACAGUUCUUGUGAACAACUAGACCAGCUUAUCGAAGCUCUUAAUUCUAGAGGACAUAGAGAAAGUGCCUUAAAAGAGACUUUGUUGCAAGAGAAAAGCAGAAUAUGUGCACAGCUAGCCCAUUUUUCUGAGGAGAAAUUUCAUUUUUCAGACAAACCACAAACUGAUAACAAACCUACAUUUAUUCGGGGAAGAUCUUUCAACACAUAUGAUCCAUCACAGAUGUCUGCAGAAAGGCAGCUUGAAUUGAGACUGAGAGAUUUUCUUUUAGAUAUUGAAGACAGAAUCUAUCAAGGGACAUUAGGAGCAAUCAAGGUUAUAGAUCGACACAUCUGGAGAUCAGCAUUAGAAAGUGGACGGUAUGAACUAAUAAGUGAAGAAAACAAGGAAAAUGGAAUAGAUAAAACUGUGAAUGAAAAUGUUGAAGAGAUGGAAAUUGAUGAUCAAGCAAAGGUCAUAGUAAAAGACAGACUUUUGGGCAUAAAAACAGAAACUCCAAGUACUGUCUCAACUAACGCAAGUACUCCACAAUCAGUGAGCAAUGUGGUUCAUUAUUUGGCAACAGCUCUUUUUCAAAUAGAGCAGGGCAUUGAGCGGCGGUUUCUCAAAGCUCCACUCGAUGCCAGUGACAACAGCCGUUCCUACAAAACUGUUUUGGACCGAUGGAGAGAGUCUCUUCUUUCUUCUGCUAGUCUAUCCCAAGUCUUUCUUCAUCUGUCCACCUUGGAUCGUAGUGUGAUAUGGUCUAAAUCUAUAUUGAAUGCUCGUUGCAAGAUGUGCCGAAAGAAAGGUGAUGCUGAAAACAUGGUGCUUUGUGAUGGCUGUGAUCGGGGUCAUCAUACCUACUGUGUUCGCCCAAAACUGAAGACUGUGCCUGAAGGAGAUUGGUUUUGUCCCGAGUGUCGGCCUAAACAACGUUCUAGAAGACUCUCAUCUAGACAGAGACCAUCUUUGGAAAGUGAUGAAGAAGUGGAAGACAAUUUGGAAGGUGAGGAUGAUGAAGGUGAUGAUGGUGAGGAAGAGAGUCAAAGUGAGGAAGAAGAGUAUGAGAUUGACCAAGAUGAAGAUGACUCUCAGGAAGAGGAAGAAGUCAGCCCACCCAAACGAGGAAGACCACAAGUUAGAUUGUCAAUUAAAACAAGAGGGAAACUUAGCUCUUCUUUCUCAAGUCGUGGCCAACGACAAGACUCUGGAAGAUACUCUUCAAGAAGUCAGCAAAGUACACCAAAAUCUACUGCUUCUAAAACUCCUAGUAGAAGCCUAAGAAAGAUAAAAUCUGCUCCUCCUACAGAAACUAAAUCUUUAAGAAUUGCCAGUCGUUCUACUCGCCAGAGUCACAUCCCACUGCAAGCAGAUGUAUUUGUAGAACUACUUAGUCCUCAUAGAAAGCGCAGAGGCAAGAAAUGUGCUCAAAGCACACCAGAAAACAGUCCCAGCCUCCCUAACUUUAGAAUCAUUGGAACAACAUCGAGUGAGCAGUCACAAUCUCUUAAUGUUGCUUCAAAGCUUACUCUCCAAGAUAGUGAUUCCAAGAGAAAAUGCAGGAAAAGACAAACUACAGAAUCACCUCCUGUAAUAAAUAGAAGGAGUUCAGGCCGACAAGGAGGAGUUCAUGAACUGUCUGCUUUUGAACAGCUUAUUGUGGAGUUAGUACGGCAUGAUGACAGUUGGCCUUUUUUGAAACUUGUUUCUAAAAUUCAGGUCCCAGACUAUUAUGAUAUUAUCAAAAAGCCCAUCGCCUUAAAUAUAAUUCGUGAAAAAGUGAACAAAUGUGAAUAUAAGUUAGCAUCUGAGUUUAUUGAUGAUAUCGAAUUAAUGUUUUCGAACUGCUUUGAGUACAAUCCUCGUAACACAAGUGAAGCAAAAGCUGGAACUAGACUGCAAGCAUUUUUUCACAUUCAGGCUCAAAAGCUUGGACUCCGUGUCUCACCUGCAAAUGUGGAUCAAGUUAAUGCACCUCCAGCUGCAAAAAAGUCACGAAUCUGAUUGUGUCCUUCUAAAGGAUAUUUGAGGAAAAAAUAUUGUUCAUGAAAUGGAACGUUAAAUCAUGCUCAAAGCAGAUAUAUGUGUAUAAAGCAAUAACAACUGAUUGACCACACUGAAGUGUGGCCUGCACUAUAUUCUCAAUUUUAAUAUUAAGCACUCAGGAGAAUGUAGGAAAGAUUUCCUUUGCUACAGUUUUAUUCAGUAUCUAAUAAAUUUAAUAGAUGUUAUUGGAUACAGUACUGGUUUACAGAUGGUUUUGUACAUUUUGAGAUCAUUCAUGUGCCCCAAUAUCUUAGAAAAUAUUUUUCACCAUGACUAUUUUUGUCAUUGGUGAUAUUUUUUUUGAAAGUGUGAUAUUAAUGAACUUAUUCAUUGAAAUAAACCUCUAUGAUAGCACAAUUUAGGGGGAAAGUGUAUAUGUCUAAAAAUUGAGUACAUUCUUUUAACACUACACAUGAGUGAAUUCAAUUUUAUAUUCUUGAAGUGCUGUACCAGUGCUUGCUGGAGGUAUUAAGUUUGAGUUUAUUAACUAGCUAUUUAUUUAGCAUUCAGAGUAAUUUGUGAAUUUGUUUUGUAUUUAUAAAAUUUGUACCUGGAAAAUGUUCUUUAAUUUUUUAAGCAUAUUACUGUGUUUUAUUUUAUUUCUCUAACUUCCUUAAUCAGUCAAUAAAAGAUAACACCCUCCCUUUCCCCUGGCAUUUCUUUUGGUUUUUCAAACUGUAAUAUAAAUUUCUAAGUACAUUUUUUUAAGUGUACAAAUAAAAAGAUACUUUUUUUGCAA